Messenger RNA from Salvelinus sp. IW2-2015, 941 nucleotides. Its product is annotated as T-box transcription factor TBX22-like. NCBI's taxonomy places the organism in Eukaryota, Metazoa, Chordata, Actinopteri, Salmoniformes, Salmonidae. The record is from RefSeq and is a predicted model, not a curated record.
UGUCCUGAUUUGUUGUUUGUGCUGUCAGAUCACCAAAUUGAAGAUUGACAGGAACCCAUUCGCUAAGGGCUUCAGAGACCCGGGACGGAACAGGGGCGUGUUGGACGGCCUCAUGGAGUCCUAUCCCUGGAGAAGUCCCCUCAGUCUGGAGUUCAAACCAUUUACUCUACAGCUACAAGGAGGUAGCUGUGGGUCUCCAGGCAACUGCACUUCUCCUCUGAAGAGCCUUGUCCCUCUCUCCUGUCCUCCGACCUCUCACCCCUUCACCCUCUCCUCCUUCUCCUGCCCUGACACCAGCCUGCACUCCUGUUGUCUUCCCCUCUGCUGCAAGACCUCCCCCUUCUCCCCCAUCUCCCCCAUGCCAGCCAGACCCUACCCUUGCCCCCGGCGCUACUCCCCCCUGCCUCCCCUCCUCUCGGCCCUGCAAGGGAAGAAGGCUCCAGGCUUCAGUGCUCUGUGUCUUCAGGGGGGCGUUCCCAGACAUCCUCCCAGCCUGCAGCCACACCCCCUACAGGCCCCUCCCUCUCACAGCUCCCCGCGGGGACCCGGCCCUCACUACCCUCACCGCUCCCACCCAGACCCAGCUCCCCCGUACUGUCUGUACCGCUCCAGUCUACCCAGAAACGCUCACCUCGCUGCUUUCUCAUGCCACGCCAAACUGGCUGACAGCACCACAGACUGUCUGCUACGCCAGACACCCUGGAACACCACCCAUUGCCUCUGACCUCUGACCCCUGACCCUACCGUAACCUUACCCUAACCUAGCAAUAACAAGUAGCCCUUAUCCUCGAAACUAUAGCGCCAGAGAGAUGGGAGAAUUAGAGGGAGCAUACAGUAUGUUCUGGACAAACCAUCAUCAUCCAUUAAAGCUGUAUCAGGCCAUCAUCAUCUACUAAGGCUGUAUCAGACCAUCAUCAACUACUAAAGCUGUAUCAGACCAU